AUGAAUAAAGUAAAAUAUGUGUCCCUGUUAUGGAGACACAAGGCGGUACUUAACACGACAGGGCGUAGACGGUAUCAUCCUCACGUUGGGACUUUGGAAAAGAAAUUUUACUCAACUGGGAAAGAUACGAAUAUUGUUAAGCACGUAAAGUGCCACAGAUGCCACAGUGACAUCAGUCUUGACGUCGUCCCUCUCAGUUGUCAAACCUGCAGCGCGCUGCUUCACGUGGAUUCAUUCAAACAGUUUAGCUUCUUUGAGCUUUUUGGCCUACCAACCACCUACAACAUAGACAAAGGACACUUAAGAAAAAAAUUCAACGACAUACAAAAGUUGUAUCACCCAGACAAGCAUGCGCAAAAUGAGCAGCUUGCACAGAUAAACGAAGUCUCAAGCUACCUGAACAGUGCAUACAAAACUUUGCAAAAUGACGUGGACCGAGCGGUCUACCUCUUGAGAAUCCAGUACAACUACAAGAUCCCGGAGGAAGAGAACCUGGAGGACAGCGAGUUCCUGGCCGAAAUUGUCCAGGUGAACGAACAGAUCGGAGACCCCGAAGCCAAUAUUACCCUGAUGACCAAGGAGUACAAGUAUAAGUACGAGGAUCACGUGGAAAAAAUUAAACUCCAUUUUGACAAAGGGGAUUUUGAGCAUAUCUUGAAGGCCCUAAAAAAAUUGAAGUUCAUAAAUAGAAUACUGGACCGUCUUCAAAACGUUUGA
This is a messenger RNA of Plasmodium inui San Antonio 1, 717 nucleotides long. Its product is annotated as molecular chaperone HscB. The transcript is spliced from 9 exons. NCBI's taxonomy places the organism in Eukaryota, Apicomplexa, Aconoidasida, Haemosporida, Plasmodiidae. Gene Ontology annotation, cellular component: mitochondrion. Gene Ontology annotation, molecular function: ATPase activator activity; protein-folding chaperone binding. The coding region runs from base 1 to 717 and encodes 238 amino acids. The record is from RefSeq and is a predicted model, not a curated record. Gene Ontology annotation, biological process: [2Fe-2S] cluster assembly; protein complex oligomerization.